ACUUCUAUAGGAACGAGCUCGAUCAAAUGGAGGACGAACAGGUCAAGUGGAUGCCAUAUGAACAAGUUUUAGAGUCACUACCAGAUAUAUGCACAGAAGAGCCGGAUGUGUGGCGUGCUCGCGUCCCGAUCAUAUGUUUUGAGAUUGUCGAGAUGCACGUGCCCGACCGUGUGCUACGACAAUUUGGGCUACGACAACAUAUCCCGGUCCCUGUGGAGGUAAUAGAGAGAAAUCCCAGAAAAGGUGCACAUCGUCAAGAUUGGGAACAUAUUCACAGUGCUUACAUCGGGAGGUGGGAUAACAGGGAAGAACAGUUGGUGAUGGAGAGGGUUGACGCACCUGACCUAGGUGUGUAUUUGCGGUGGUAUUGGGGGAUUACUCGCCGGUGGAUAUUUCAGGAGAACAAAGCUCCUAAGGAAUACAUACCAAGAGGCCUAGCUGAGAGAGAGUUGGUACAAGAGCUCGAAGAACUUUCUACUAUGGCGCAUGAUGCAAUCCGAACAACUACCGAGCCAGGGCCGAGGAACACGUUCCUUCGCAUGAUCAAAAAGAUUCGGUCCGCUCUUCAAAGGACGCGUAAUGCAAGACGAGAUGAACGUGAGGAGCUUGGGGUUUGUAUAGGUACAAGAGCUCGAAGAACUUUCUACUAUGGCGCAUGA
This is a messenger RNA of Asparagus officinalis (garden asparagus), 659 nucleotides long. RefSeq names its product serine/threonine-protein phosphatase 7 long form homolog. Lineage: Eukaryota; Viridiplantae; Streptophyta; Magnoliopsida; Asparagales; Asparagaceae. The transcript has 3 exons. The coding region runs from base 27 to 659 and encodes 210 amino acids. The record is from RefSeq and is a predicted model, not a curated record.